AUGUCAUUACCGUUGUUACGUCCGUUUGAGACUGUUUCUUUGGAGAAUGCAGUCGAAGACCUUGUUGUCAGAUUCAUUCUCAAUGUUCCCCCGGAAGAUUUAUCAACAGUUGAGCGGGUUCUAUUCCAUUUUGAAGAAGCCUCAUGGUUUUACACUGAUUUCGUUAAACUAAUGAACCCAUAUUUGCCCAAUUUAAGCAUUAAAAGCUUCUCCAAGAUCGUCAUAGACAUCUGUCCUUUGAUUUGGAACUGGGAUAUCACACCAGAAAAUGCACUUGUCAAGUUUUCAAAUUAUAAGAAGACCAUUCCCGUUAGGGGAGCCGCUAUAUUCAACGAUAGUUUGUCAAAGAUAUUAUUGUUGAGAGGUAUCAAUUCAAAACACUGGUCUUUCCCACGAGGUAAAAUUGGUAAAGAUGAAGAUGACGUCGCAUGCUGCAUAAGGGAAGUUAAAGAGGAGACCGGCUUCGAUUUAACCGGAUUCAUUGAUGCUGAUCAAUACGUUGAACGGAACAUGAAUGGUAAAAACUUUAAAAUCUUUCUCGUGAAAGGUGUACCUGAAGACUUUGAGUUUAAACCAGAACACAAAAAUGAAAUUCAAGCCAUUGAAUGGAAAGAUUUCAAAAAAUUGAGCAAGGCAAUCACCAAGAAUGAAGGCAGUGCCAAAGUUUUCUUGGUCAAUUCCAUGAUUAGACCGUUGUCCUUAUACGUUAAAAACGAAAAGAGGGCCAAGGAUGAAAAUAAAUUGAAAUUAUACGCCGAGGAACAUUUGAAAUCCAUUUUAGGAUUGAAUAAGAAGGAGAACAAGAUCGUGCUUGACGCAGGUCGUGAGUUGAUGGAAAUGCUACAAAAAUCUGCAAAAACAGCUCAACAUCAAGCCAGAAACGAGACAUAUGUUGCGGAAAACCCUGUGGUUGAUGUGAAUCAAGCUCGUAGCUUGUUUCCACUUAUGUCCGUCCAAUCUGUUUCUCACUUUUCUUCCAGUAAUAACACCAAUAAUAACAUUGUCAAUGGUACCGGUAUGACGAUAAAUACCACUGGAAAUAAUAAAUUGGACCACGAAAAAUCGUAUUCUACGGAACAAAAUACUGAUUUACAAGCCUCUAGCAAAGAACUACUGGCAUUUUUACACAAAAGUUCUACUGUCAAUGACAAGGAAAGACAAAUUUCAGGCAGUGAUAGCGUUUCGUCAUUCCCAUCUGCUCAUUUCACGGAGUUCACUGAUGAUGAAAACUACGAGGAAUUCGAAAGUUCAUCUGACGAAAGUCAAUACGAAAGCUCUCAAGAACAACUUGGUCAUUCUGACACGGAAUGGGACCCCAACAGAGAUGAUGAGUUAUUAACAGUGAAAGAACCCAAAAGUGUGAAAGAAACACAACCUUCAAAACCUGUCAAACCUGAAACAAAGCAAGGUGCCACAAACAAUCAAAAACCUAUACUUUUGAAACGUCCGGAAUCUCAAAAUAAGGCUAAUAAUAUUGAAUCUCAAACCGUGAAGCCAAAAAUCAGAUUAUUGAGGCGUGGUGACACAUUGGCAUCAGCCACACAGUCUCCCUCCAAUGAAUCUAUUAAAGCAGUCUCUGAGAAACGAAACGAUACAGAAACCACUUCAAACAAAAAUGCAGCCAACGACUUAUUGUCAAUCUUGAAGAAGCCAUCAGAGGACCAACCAAAGAUAAACGAUUCAGAGACACAUUCAAACAGAAGUGUAGCCAAUGAUUUAUUGUCCAUAUUGAAGAAACCAUCGAGAUCAGAAGUACCAGGCGCCGCUUCGUCUCCUUUAUUCACUAAUACCUUUGAGAAUAGUCAAAGUAGUAGUUCGAACGCUUCAGUGGAACAUCAUACUUCUUCCAAUAACGACCGUAAUGGUUCUAAUUUUUCAAAGCAGUUUACUGCCUCACCUGCACUAAACGAACCAUCUCCUAAAAAUGAUGCAAGCGACUUAAUGCAACUACUGAAAAGACCACAACAGAACAGUGAACCUCAAAGUCCAAUAUCAGACCUUUCUCCAGCAAGCAAACCCUCAAAUGAAUUGCUUAAUAUAUUGAAGAAUCCCAAGACCGGCCUAAACUCGCAAAUAUCGGACGAUCCUGUGACACACAACACCCAAUACAAUAGGAUGCCUCCUCUGCAAGUACAGCCUCAACAGCCUUUCCAAAUGCAGCAAAUGCAGCAAAUGAUGCCACCUCCAGGUUAUCCUCCCCAAAAUAUGUCAUAUAUUCCCCAAGGCUUCUCUCCUCAGCAGCAAUUCCAAUAUCAGCAACCGAUUAAUGGAUAUCCUAUGCAACCUCAGCCACUUAACAUGGGACAACCUGCACCAAACCAAGGUUUUACUAAACAGCAAGAACUUUUGAAUAUAUUACACAAGCCAAAUGCUCCUGUUCAAGAAACUCCUUCCAACCCUUCAUCUGAAUUAUUGAGUAUCUUGAAAAGAUGA
This is a messenger RNA of Kluyveromyces lactis, 2433 nucleotides long. RefSeq names its product decapping enzyme complex catalytic subunit (gene DCP2). Gene Ontology annotation, molecular function: manganese ion binding; RNA binding; 5'-(N(7)-methylguanosine 5'-triphospho)-[mRNA] hydrolase activity. Lineage: Eukaryota; Fungi; Ascomycota; Saccharomycetes; Saccharomycetales; Saccharomycetaceae. Gene Ontology annotation, cellular component: P-body; cytoplasm. The transcript has a single exon. Bases 1 to 2433 code for a protein of 810 amino acids. The record is from RefSeq and is a predicted model, not a curated record. Gene Ontology annotation, biological process: nuclear-transcribed mRNA catabolic process, nonsense-mediated decay; deadenylation-dependent decapping of nuclear-transcribed mRNA.